Molecule: messenger RNA, 360 nt
Organism: Dibothriocephalus latus
Lineage: Eukaryota; Metazoa; Platyhelminthes; Cestoda; Diphyllobothriidea; Diphyllobothriidae
Source: the annotation of a GenBank genome assembly
AUGCGCCGUCGGCGCACGCCAGGCGUCAAGUUUCCAAGUCGUUUCGGUCAAAUCAAGCGCCGUGCCACCGGUCGGAAGUCUUCUCGCGAUACAGUUGAUCCCACACUAGCGGCGGCACCGGCGACCGCCACUGCCGUGCUUGGUAAUGGUAGUAGUCCUGCUGUCUCCCUCCCGCCCGUUCGAGACCCCGCUCUGGGUGACCACGAAGAGUCAAUGGCUGUCGCAUCUCGUCUCAUCUCCUCGUCUGCGCCUGCGCCCACCUCCCGCUGGAGCAUCACUCACCCCAGUGACUUUGCUGUAAGAAGGCGGGUUUUUAGAAUUUGUGGAGAAUCAUGCUACAGUGGCAUGGAUGAAAAAUAG